Molecule: messenger RNA, 7433 nt
Organism: Bombyx mori (domestic silkworm)
Lineage: Eukaryota; Metazoa; Arthropoda; Insecta; Lepidoptera; Bombycidae
Product: pregnancy zone protein
Exons: 28
Coding region: 222-5537 (1771 amino acids)
Cellular component (GO): extracellular region
Molecular function (GO): endopeptidase inhibitor activity
Source: RefSeq, a predicted model, not a curated record
CGGUUAGUCUGCGCGCGCGCAUCCCUUUGGCACGUCGCCAUUUUUGUUUCCGCGUCCCUUUAAUAAAUGAUAAAAGAAAGUUUUUUGAUACAAAUAUAGAAAGGUCAAUAGCGAUAACUCUAAUUUGACUUUUCAACUAUUUGAUUUGUUUUAAUUUGUAAAUAAAACUUCUCGUAAUUUAAAAUUGUUUAUCAUUGUAACUUAUUAUUGAAAAACAAUUUAUGCUAACAAUUUCUCAGAGAGUGUUCUGUUUUAUUAAUUUAGCUAGUGAUGUUCAAUUCAGUGAUAAAAACCGUAAUCACAAUAAGAUGAGACAUUCCAGCGUAAAUAUGUUAAAGUUGUGUUUUUUUUAUUCGUUUAUCAUUGCGUCAGUUCGGACGGAAUUGUAUGAGAACAAUACAAAUAAGAAUUUAAGUACAUACCCAUGCACGGACAAAAACCAUUUAUUCCUGGCGCCAGGAGUCUUGACGGCUGGUGGUACGAACAGAGCCUGCAUCUCCAGGUUCUUCCCUGAAGGCCCAGCGACGUUGCUCCUAACUCUUAGACGUGAAAACGACGAGACCACUACAGCAUCAAGGGAAUUACCGCCAGGUGACGGAGGCUGUUUAGACUUCUCUGUACCUUUAUUACCGAACACCAAAGCCGAACUCAACGUUAAAAUAAAGUACCCCGUAGUGCAAUGCAGCUGGGAACGUCACGUGACACUGAGGAUAUCCAGCGGAAGGGUGUUGCUGAUACACGCCGAGCGAGCCAGAUACAGGCCCGGGGACAUCGUGAAGUUCAGGAUUUUCGGAUUCAAAACUGAUCUGACUCCUAACACUGAUAACAUUGACGAAGCGUGGAUCGAAGGACCUCGUGGUGUCUGGGAAGGUACCCGCGUGGCGCAGUGGACGCGGGUUCGAACUAGGCUAGGACUUACUCAACUGCAGCAUUCUCUGGAUGAACUGGCGCCGACCGGGACGUACACCAUCAGAGCUAGACUCGCUGAUGGGUCACAGGGUUCAACUACAUUUUGGGUCGGCCAUUACGACCUGCCCCCAUUCCAGCUGACGGUUCGCCACGCACCUCGAGUCUUGCGUACCAGCGAGCGCCUUGUCUGGGUCGUUUGCGUGAGGUACCCGUGGUCUGAAGCUGUGGAAGGCAUGCUGGUGAUCCGCUUGCGAGGAGCCGGUAACGCUGAGAGCAGUCCCGGGAUCAGAACGGCGGUGAGGCUGCGAGCCCCGCGCGCGUGCCACCGCCACGCCGCCGCCGCCAAGAGGGUCGGGCUCGGCGGGGAACAUUCCCCCGACGUGCUUGUAGCUGACUUCUCCUUCCAAGAAGAAGGUACUAGAGUUUGGCAGAACACCACCGUGGUCUCUCAAGUCGUGGACAAGCCAAUAUCUCUGGAGUUCUUGACGAAGCACCGCGCUGUCAUAUCGCCCGGUCUCCCUUACAAGUUGAAGGUGAGGGCCGUGCAGUGGGACGACAAACCGGCGCGCGGCGAGCGGGUGUCGGCGUGCCGCGGGCCCGGCGCCGCGCCCAGCUGCGUCAGCGCGCUCACCGACGACUCCGGCGUGGCCAGCCUCAUGUUCCCCGCCGGAGACCCCAGCCCCUACUACAGGUUCGAGGCCUCACUGUCGCGGGACCCGAACGUGACGGCCGAGCCGCUGGUGCUGCCGGUGCGGGCGGCCGCGCUGCCCCAGGCGGAGCUGGGCCCGCUGCGAGCCGAGCCCGCGUCCAGCAGGACGUUCGUGCCGCUCUACCUCCACCUGCCCUCCGUUAACUACGCCAUCACUGUGCACUUUGUCGUAAUCACAAGAGGAGGGAUAAUAUACCGAUGGGGCGCCACCACCCAAUGUCCCGUAUCGAACUCGAUAGAUCAAAUACAAACCGCUUCCAGAAACACACAAUGCCCUAACUAUCUAACUCGAGAGAAUUACAGUCGCACACUUCGUAACUUAUACAACACUCUAAACACCCAAUUCAGUUCUCAACGUAACUCACACAGCACUCAAAGUAACUCACAAAGCACUCAAAGUAACUCAUUCAGUCCUCAACGUAGCGCGUCAACUCGUAAUGACUCACUAACUCAGGACGUGUCGGACGCGCUCCUGGAUCGACACCUGCUCAGGAUCAUGCUUCCGAUCAAAAUAAGUCACCAAAUGUGCCCGGACAGCCAUCUGGUAGCUUACUUCUACUACAACGGGGAGCUGGUCAGCGCCAGCAAGCACUUCGAGAUGGAGGAGUGCUUCGGGAACAAAGCCGAAGCAACGUGGUUGACGCGGCAAGUCUUGCCCGGCUCCACUGCGUCGCUGCGGGUGGAAACGCCCGGCCCGGCUCUCUGCGCCCUCUCGGUCCUCGACGCGGCCGCCAAGGGCCCCACACCCGCGCCCUCCGUGAGGGACGUUCUCGUCUCGGAGCUGACCACACUAAUCAACGGCCAUCGGAACCUGACGGAGUACGACGCGUCCGGAGACUGCUUUUUAAACGUGGACACACCCGACCUCCCGACCUCCAGCGCGGAGCUGGCGGCCGCGUGGCUGGCGGGGGCCGGGGUGAGGGUGGUGGGGGGCGCCCUCCCCGCGACCCGCCACUGCGCGCCCGCCCCCCUGCCCCUCACCAACAUGGACGACGGGACCAAACUCAGAAGCGACUUCUCUGAAGCUUGGCUGUGGCGUCUAUUGUCGGUCGGUCCCAACGGCACAGCGACAGCGAACGCCCGAGCACCAGACUCCAUUACCAGGUUCGAAGCCAGCGCGUUCUGCGUCUCCAAAACUGGAGUCGCCAUAUCUCCGCCCGCCGUGUUGCAGGUGUUCCGAGAGCUGUUCAUCCACGCGGACUGCCCGCGGCGGCUGCGGCGCGGUGACGUCACCUUCAUGAGAUACCGGAUAUUCAACUACUUGUACGAACAAAUCAGUAUUGAAAUAGCCAUAACAGCAGACCUCAAUAUCGAGGUGUCUCCGAAAACGGAGACGGCCUGCGUCGCGGCACGCUCGUCGUUCGCCGGGAGGGCGGAGCUUAAAGCUCGCCUCGCGGGGACCUCGCGCCUGCAAGUGCGCGCCAACGUGCGACCCGACCCGAACUGCGGGCGCGCCGCCGUCACCGCCAGCGACGCGGUGCAGAUACAGAUAUCGGUGGACCCCGAGGGGGCGCCCGUGCAGGACUACAAGUCGGCCCUGCUCUGCGGGAGCGACAGCCGAGAUUCAGGAAAGCCGUUAAUCACGUGGCUGUGGCCCAAAGUGCGUGCCGUGCCCGGAACCGAACAGGUGACAGUGUGGGCGACUGCUGAUCCCACCGGACCUUUAUUGGCUGAUGCUGAUGCAUUAGUGCAGCUACCCCGGGGAUGUGGAGAGCAGAACAUGGCCAGACUGGCCACUAACCUUCUGGCUCUGGAGCAGCUGGACCCCAGGUCCGGGGCGGCCACGGCAGCCCGGGAACACGUCCUCAGAGGAUUCAAUCGCCAACUGCAGUAUAUCCAUCCCAGUGGAGGGUUUAGUGCUUUCGGAGCUUCUGAUUCAACGUCUUCGACGUGGCUCACGGCCUUCGCCUUGAGAUACAUGAAGAAAGCUCACAAAGUGCUGUGGCCGAACCUGCCGCCUCCCCCCGCGCUGGACCGAGCCGAGCAGUGGCUCACUCACCAGCAGAUGGAGAACGGCUGCUUCCGGAACGAAGGUCAGGUCUUCCACAGGGAACUCAAGGGAGGUCUGAACGUAGAAGGAGAAAUAGCCAACAUAGCGUUAACGGCUUAUGUCGUCACGUCUCUAGUGGAAAUCAAUUCCCCUCUCUCCUUCAAACUCCUCCGAAACUCCCUCUCCUGUCUCCGAGCUCUCCCCCCGCACAAAUCCAAGAGCCCCAACAAGAUAUAUGCCCACGCUUUGCUGUCCUACGCCUAUAUGAGGCUGAAGCGAUAUGAAGAGGACUUGAGGCAAACCAAUGAGGCGUGGACUUGGGAUGGAAGGAAAGCUGAGGGGCUGAUGGAAGAUGAAGAGUUGAGGGAGGUGUUGGAGUUAUUGAAGAUGGCCAAGAGAAGUGGAGAGUUUAUGUGGUGGGAGACCACCAGCCUGUCCAGCACGGUGGAGGCGACGGGGUACGCGCUGCUGGCGCUGCGGGACAGUCCGCCGGCGGUGCGGGAGCGGGGCCGCCCCGCGCUGGCCUGGCUCGCCGCGCAGCGCUCCACCACCGGGGGAUUCGUCUCCACGCAGGACACUUUAGUGGCGCUGGAAGCUCUGAUAGCCUGGUCCUCUCUCUUGCCGAAGACGCAAACAAACUUGACGAUAGUGGCACAAACCAACAAGAUGAGUGCGAGCACGAGGCUGACGCCUGGCUCCAGGGUACCAGACCUCAUGAAGCUGGGUCCGGCCGACAAGCUCAGCGUUAUCGUUGAAGGGUCGGGGUGCGCGCUGGUGCAGGCGACGCGCUCCCACAGCACGCUGCAGUCGGACGAGCUGCACGACAAGCGGCUGCUCGUGCAGGUGUCCGUGCGCACCGACGGACCCUUCGACUGCGACGCCAACACCACCUUCUGCUUCUGCGCCGCCGUCGUAGAGGUCUGUGUGCUGUGGAGCGGUGACUUCCCCGAGAUGGCGCUGCUGGAGGUCAGCCUACCCUCAGGGUUCGGAGCGGACGCUGCACGACUGUAUUCGCAGCUUCACAAGUCUGAGACGUUACUCCGCCGCAUAGAGGUGUCUGCGGGCGGCGGGCGGGCGACGCUGUACCUGGGCGCGGCGGGCGGGUGGGGGGCCGGGGGGGCGCCGCGCCGCUGCUACCGGCUGCACGCGGUGGGGCCCGCCGCCCGGACCCGGCCCGGACACGCGCGCCUGCGGGACUACUACCGGCCCGCCGUCAACGACACCCAGAUGUUCACAAUACCCGAAGACUGUCCGCCGCCGGUCUCCCCGGAGACGAACGACUACCACAAUUCGGACAACCUGUUCACCAAGGCCAAGUCUCCGGGGAGCGAGAUCCUCAUCACCGACGAGUACAGCUUCGAGGACAUCCCCGACGGGAUACCGCUCGAUGACCCGCUCUACGUCUACGAGAACCUCGUCAAGAGAACUGAUGACGUAAGCGACAGUGUUGCCAGUAAUUUCGAGUCCGUACCGAAUAGUAGUAAAAUAGAUAAUUUCAAAAUUAAUUGUAGCGGUAGUUUUAAUGACAGUAAAACGUUUGUAGAUCACAAAUUGGCCGCUUCAGAGUUGAUUAAAGGUAUAUCCAUGUUAAAUAGGAGCAUUGAACAUUUUGAUACUCAUAUCAAGAAAAAUAAUAACACAAAAUAUACAGUAAAGGAAAGUAAUAUUGACAGUGAUAUUGGAAGUGACAUGGCAACUUCGGUUGACAAUCCGAAUUUAUCGCAAUUCCAUGUAAUUGACAGCGAAAAAGAUUUAGAUGUGCCCUCCGGUGUGGAAGGGCCGGUGCCAACGAUAGUGUUGCCACCACAAAACUUUGUGUUGCCAACAAAUAAUUUUAAUUCACCCCAAAGCAUAGAAAGAAGAGAAUACUACCUUAAUAGUAAUAGUAAUUCUAGACAUUUAAAAAGACAAAAUUACGGCUCCAAUUAAUUGAAAUUGAACAAAAAUUAAUGGAUUUACUUAAAGAUUUUAAGACUGUAGUAUUUAUAUUAAUCUAUUUAUAGUUAUUGAACAUUAAGAGACUAAGUGUAAAAUACUUGGAUGUUGGUAACAUUUCGCUAGUGUUGAAGUCCUUGCUAGUGGAACUUUCUUUGCUAUUUCUACCUAUUUUUUCCUGUCACACGGAUGGUUACGAUCAUCCUUAUGUCUACCGAACAUCAUAGGUAGGACAACCUAUAAAUACAUAAUAAUAUAAUAUGAUUGAAUUUUCGUAAUGACUCAAAAAGGGCGGUAUUAUUCAUUUUGAAGUAUUUAAGAGCUUCAGUAACUAAUCCUAAAAGUAGCCAAUAAACACACAAAUAAAUAGAUUUAACAUUUAAUUUAUCUAUUUAUAUAUAAUAACGUGUUUCAACUGUCAAGCUUUUUAAAGCGGGCUUUGAUAAUAUCAAAGAAUAUAGGUAAUUAAAAACUACUUGUAAGGAUUAAUCUCGUAUUUUUUUUUGUCAUUGUAUUUAUUUUUCGACAUUUCGGAUCAUUUACGUAAAUUAGUGUAAAAGUAAUAUUAAUUUCAUGCUUAAGAUUCACGAGAAAAUAAAAAUAAGAAAAAUAAAAAAUAAAAAAGUUGGUGACAUUUUCCCUCUAUGCACCGUAGUUACGAUUAGCUUAAUACAAACUGACGAUCAGCGCGCAACUUACUAGCGAUAACGAUUUUAAAAAGAUUACACUAUAGUAUAAGAUUGAUUCGGACUAGACCUAGUGAUUGUCGGUUAGCUAGGCUCGACAACGACAUUGUGUACACAGAAACCUCUAUUCGCAUUUAUUUAGUUUUUAAUACUAUUAAUAAAUACAUAGAUAAUAAAUAAGCUGAAAAGCUAUUUGGUUUAAGCGACAUUUCGCUUAAUAAGCGACAUUUAUCUUUGUAAUUAUAGAUUAGUUUUAUUUAUAUACUAGCGACCCCCUCGCUUCGCUUCGGAAACAUUAAAUUUUAUUACUGAUAGCUGAGUCCCGCGAUGUUACCCGCGGUUAUUGUCGUACCGCGGGUGACGCCACGGGGCAAAGCCAGUCUAAAAAAAGUUACUCCUUAUAUCAUCAGCUACCUAUCAGUGAAAAUCUCGUCAAAAUCGGUCCAUCCGUUCCAAAGAUUAGCCGGAACAAACAGACGGACCAAAAUUGUAAAAAAAAUUAUUUUGGUGUAUGUACGGUAUAUAUAAAUAUAUUCAUAAUAAUAUGCAUGUAGUAAAAAGCUGUUAUUUCAAUAUUACAAACAGACACUCCAAUUUUAUUUAUAUGUAUAGAUUAGCAUUAACAAUUCGUUCAUAAUUGAACUUCAAUUAAGUUUACCCCACUCAAAUACGUGGAGAACUUUUUUGCUACGAUAUUAUUUUCAAAAUUUUAAACUUUAAAUGUUCCUUUGAAGUUGCAAAAAUGUCGCUUAAACAAUACAAGCUUUCACCUGUCGAUAUGAUGAACUAAAAAAUCCUUAAUAUUUAUUUACACGGAGCGGGUAGGUUUAAAUAAAAUCAACAUAAAGUAUACUUCGGCACGACACUUAUAUCGAUUUACGAAGCGGUGCUAUGUUAUAUAAUGUUAGGUUAUAUAUAAUCUUACUCUAUGCGUCAAUGAUUGAAAACGUGUUUAAUUAAAGCAAUAAACUCGUGACGUAUCUAAAUGCUACUAACUUCGUGUCCGACUUAUCGUGCGGUCGUCGCACUGUCGAUAACUCCAACAAAAUUUAUCCUUAAGUUCGCAUAGGGAUAGGAUGUAAAACAAUUUAGCUAUAAUCACACUUAUUUAAACCGAUUACUUAAUAAGGACGUAUUUAUUUUCAUUGCAACUUAAAAAGAAAAAUAUAUUAUAUAGGCUGUGAAUAAAAACUUUUUACUAAAA